Prosopis cineraria is the source of this 1354-nucleotide messenger RNA. Its product is annotated as RING-H2 finger protein ATL63. Lineage: Eukaryota; Viridiplantae; Streptophyta; Magnoliopsida; Fabales; Fabaceae. The transcript has a single exon. The coding region runs from base 173 to 979 and encodes 268 amino acids. The record is from RefSeq and is a predicted model, not a curated record. Gene Ontology annotation, biological process: protein ubiquitination.
GAAAGCAAGCCAACCACCCCAUAGUGUUGCCGUCGCCUUCACGAGUCCUUCAAUUCUGGCCUUCCCUUUCUCCUUCCUCUUCCCAUGCAUCCCUCCUUGGUUUCUGCGUUCCUCCUUUGACUUCCUUCUUCCUCCUUCACUCUCUUCUUCUUCUUCUUCGUCUUCUUCGUCAAUGUCCACCUCUACUCAGUCUGCUGACUCACCCACCAACCCUCUGGCCCAAAUGCUUCAGAGCAUCUUCUCCGACAACAGCAACAUCAUGCUCGCCGCCAUCAUUUCCCUCCUCCUCGUCAUCCUCUUCGUCCUCCUACUCCAUCUCUACGCCAAAUGGUUCCUAGCCCACGCUCAUGCCCAGCCCCAAGCCCGCCGCCGCCGCCGCAGGCGUCGCCCAGCCUCCGUCACCGUCUCCGACGUUAUCGGUCCCGCCCGCUUUCACCAUUUCCGCAGCUUCAAUCUUCAAGACUCCCCCAUUUCCAAUCCCCCCACCAAAAGGCUGGAUUCCGAGUCCAUUGCCGCGAUUCCUGUAUUCGUCUACGAAGCAGAGACGGUGAAGGAGAGUGAUGACCGAGAGUUGGAAUGCGUGAUUUGCUUGGGCGUCUUUAGAAAUGGAGAAACCGGCAGGAGCUUGCCCAAGUGUGGCCAUGCUUUUCAUGUGGAGUGUAUCGAUAUGUGGUUGAGUUCGCAUUCGAAUUGCCCAAUCUGCAGGGCUCCGAUCGUGGAGCAUGACUCUCAAUCGGGUUCUAUUCCUGAGGAUGAUUCCUCUGCUGUGCUUGAGAUUGUGAUCGAUUCUGCCGGUUCUGAGAUCAGCGAGAAUGACCGUGGGACUGAGAGUAGUACUAAUAAUGAUAAUGAUAAUGGUGGGGCAAGUGACUCGGUUAUUUCUGUAUCAGAAACUUCAUCCUCAGUGUUGGGUUGUUCUUUGAAGAGGAUGCUCAGUAAAGUUUUUCCUUCUUCCAAUGCCAGUGAGUUAAACACAUGAGCACCUAGCUGCUUCUGUACAGAUUACUGUGGUUGUAUUUUGCUUCUUGGUAUAUGAUAUUGAUCUUUCAAGAUAUCAAUUUUCUGAUGUUUUAGAUUUUAUCAGUUGCCUAAGAAUUCAUAUACCCUCAUACUCAAACAAAAUGCAGGAGAAAUUGAUACAUCUCGUUCGAAAUCUAAAUGACAUAAGCAAUGGUCAAUUCUAACUGCUGUCUGGCCUGGGCCCUUUUCAUAUUGGUUCUGAGUUGGCUGGUCCUGGCUUUUCUUAAAUCUUAUUGCAUAGCAUUAAAUCUAUACCACCUGGCUCCACUGCUUCAUGUAUCAAUCUCUUUUAGCAUCAAAAUUUACUGCAUCAGCAGCACGCAUGAUUUCCAAG